Messenger RNA from Bombina bombina (fire-bellied toad), 3700 nucleotides. It is a transcript of the gene PHC1, whose product is annotated as polyhomeotic homolog 1. Lineage: Eukaryota; Metazoa; Chordata; Amphibia; Anura; Bombinatoridae. Gene Ontology annotation, cellular component: nucleus; PRC1 complex. The coding region runs from base 288 to 2852 and encodes 854 amino acids. Gene Ontology annotation, molecular function: protein binding; zinc ion binding. The record is from RefSeq and is a predicted model, not a curated record. The transcript has 15 exons.
AUGACGUCACGAGCUGUCCGCCUCAGACAGACACCUAGCGAGAAAACAGGCCGGAGCGGGAGAGGUCAGAGGUCAGUGCGGGAGAUCUGAGACGGGGCAGGGAGAGCGCGGCUCCGGAGACAGAGACGCACCUCCUGCUAGGCCCUAACCGUAUAAACGUAGUCUGCAUUGUACUUGCCCCGGCACCUAUAUGCACCUCAUACACAUCUCGUAAAUACCAUCCGUAAUCGCAAGUCCCCUUUGAGGACAUCUGAGCUGCAGCUCUGGAUCCCGUUCUGGGUCUGAAGAUGGAAACGGAGAGUGAGCAGAACUCCAACUCCACCAAUGGGGGCUCAGCAUCAGGGGGCAGCUCGCGCCCUCAGAUAUCUCAGAUGUCUCUCUAUGAGCGUCAGGCUGUGCAGGCUCUCCAGGCUCUUCACAGGCAGCCGAAUGCUGCACAGUAUUUUCAUCAGUUGAUGUUACAGCAGCAGCUCAAUAAUGCACAACUGCACAGUCUUGCAGCAGUUCAACAGGCCACCAUUGCUGCCAGCCGUCAGGCUGCCUCUCCCAACGCAGUCACUACUCAGCAAACCAGCACCACCCAAGGAUCGCAGGCUAAUCUCUCCACAAGUUCCUCUGCCCAACUUUUAAGUCGCACACAGAAUGUCACAGCACCUAGUGCCACCACCCUUACCCAGUCAGUCCUCCUCAGCAACACCAACUCUCCCCCUCUCAGCCAAUCCCAGACUCAGAUGUACCUGCGGCAACCACAGCUGGGUAGCCUGUUGCAGGUGAAUCGUUCUCUUGGCCGUGGUGUCCCACUGAACUCGCAGCUCAUUCUGAUGCAUAAUGGCCCUGUGGCCACUGUACAGCAGGAGGUGGCGUCUCCCCAAAACCAAACCCUACACCAGGACUCUGACCAGGUUCAGAACUUGGCAGUUCGUGGUCAGCAGACUAUCCCACCCACUUCCUCAGCCGUGGCACCUACCAUCUCCCAACCACUACCAACAGCCACUAAACCACCAACUCACCCAGCCUCCUCAACUGCGCCCCCACAGCUGCCCUCUCCCUCAGUGCCUCAGUCUGUAAAGAGCCCAACGGGCCCCGUUGGGGGCACUGUAAGCCAGGGAAGUCAAACAGAGGCUGAGGGGAGGAAGGCAGAGGGGGAAUGUGUGCAACAGAGUGUUGGCAUCAACCUUACCCGUGCAGCAACUCCAGCUCCGAAUCAAACCCUGAUCAGCUCUGCCACGUACACUCACAUUCAGCCUCACUCAGUCCUACAGCAGAAGCAGGUGGUUUUCCAGCAGCAGAUUGCAAUUCACCAGCACCGCCAGUCCCAGCUGCUCCAUGCCUCCACACAUCUCCAGCUGGCCCAACCACAACCCCAGUCAUCUCAGCAGCAGGGCCUGCAAACUACCCCUACCCAGCAGACCUUAGUUGUGCAGCCUAUGCUCCAGACUACUGAGGCUACCCUUCCAACCAAAUCGCCAGUGCCUAUCCAACCCAAGCAGCCUGGAAAAGGGGUUCCUCCGCUAAACUUACAGGGGCACCUCGGAGUUAAACCUUCCCAAGGAGCAAGACCAAUCACCACACCUCCAGCCAACCAGCCUCACAUACCUGUACAGCAAGUGGGAGCUAGGCAGCAGGGUCCUGCACAGGCCCUGGCAUUGGGAGCCCCCCAGGUCCCCUCCCAGGCUUCCUCCCUAACACAAAUGACGCUCCCCACCUCCCCGGCUCCUGUGCCUCCCCCUGUGACUGGUAUGGUGCAGGAGUCACAGGCUGGAUUCUACGGCAUGCUGCAGGGGAAAAUAUCUGGCACUGGAAAGAGGAAAGCUGAGUCAGAGGAGGAAAGGGAAGAGUCGCCGACGUUGCCUGUCAAAACCUCUUCCCCUACAGAUACCCCUUUAACUAUGGAGGAGAGCAGCACCCCAGCUGAUAAGUCUGAAGCUGUCUCUCAAGUUGUUCCGACUGUCUCUAUAUCCACCGCGCCUUGUGUCCCAGCACUCUCGAUUACGUCUCGCCAGCACAACGAUUCAAAACCACCGCAGGCCAUUGUGAAGCCACAAAUCCUUACACACAUUAUUGAAGGCUUUGUCAUCCAAGAAGGAGCUGAGCCUUUCCCAGUUGGCUGCCCCCAGAUGCUGAAGGACCCAGAAAAGCUUCCUGCAUUGAGCUCUGUCUUACCCACAGCAGAAAGCCCAUCUCCUCACCCUGCAGGGGACACGGCUCUCUGCAAUUCUGGAUGCUCCAACAUGCUGAAGUGUGAAUAUUGUGGGAAAUUUGCCCCAGAUCAACAGUUUCGUGGGUCCAAGAGGUUCUGCUCAAUGACCUGUGCCAAAAGGUAUAAUGUCAGCUGUAGUCAUCCGUUCCGUCUGAAAAGGAAGAAGCUGAAGGAUCUGCAAGAGGUUGCAGGGAUGAGAGUGCACAGACGGGGGCCACGUAGGAAUAGCUCUGAGAUUGCACGGGCCAAGAUCCAGGGGAAAAGGAUGCGGGAGGACUCCAGCCGAGGUUCUGAUAAUUCCAGCUAUGAUGAAGCAUUCUCUCCUACAUCCCCCAACCCCCCUUCCUGCAGAACAUCACAUGGAGAUCGAGAGGGGAGCACACCGACUAGUGGACCCACAAAUUCUGACCUCCUUGGGAUUAACCCAGUGUUUUUGUCCAGUAACCCCAGUCGCUGGAGUGUGGAGGAGGUGUACGAGUUCAUUUCCUCACUUCAAGGUUGCCAGGAUCUGGCUGAGGAUUUUCGAUCGCAGGAGAUUGAUGGGCAGGCGUUGUUGCUGCUGAAGGAGGAGCAUCUCAUGAGCACAUUGAACAUUAAAUUGGGACCUGCGUUGAAGAUCUGUGCCAAAAUUAACCUCCUCAAAGAGACUUAACCUCCCUAUUAUUACACCAAGCAUGAGAGGAACAGCACCAACAAGGAGUGCAGAGGGUUGCACCAACAGAUUUCUAGCUGAAUAGGGGCUAGAGAGCUCCUAAUUGUGGCAUCAUCUGUCUCCACAUCUGCUCUGGACUCUCAUUUAUCAUCUCCUUGAUUAUUACUCUUUAAAUAUAUAUCUAUAUCUUCUAUACGUCUGUAUCUAUUUACAUGUGUGUUUCCAAGCUGUGACUGCACAUUACUGCAGAAUGGUGCCUCUUUUCUAUAGACGUGUGCAGGCCAAAGUCUGUAUAAUAAUCUUGAAAUAAAUCAGACGUUUGUCUGAAAGGAAGAGAGUCCUAAUAGGUGGGGUGACAGAGGAUUCUCUAUGUGGAUUUGUUAAUAGCGGUACAGGGACCUUAUCAAGCUUCCUACCUGUGAGUUACUGAAUGUAUGUAGGUUAUAUGGGUAGCCUUAAUGCAACACUACUUUGUACCCUUAGCGCUGUUUGUCCUUGCAGUGCUCACUAGGUAAAUAAUCCAGCGUUCCUUGUAUUCCAGACUGUUACUUGUGGAGUCUGAGCCUUAAUAUUCUGCUGGACCACACAGUACUCACAGAUUAGUAUUACACCAUCUACAAUGGUGAUUCCUUCUUGGCACUUAGCAAUUUUAGUACCUGCAUUGCUCUUAAGGAGCCUGUGCUGUAAUAUAAACCUCCAGCUCCUUUUUUCUAUCUAUUAUAUAUGCUUUUAUGUAAGAGCUCUGCAGGAUAAGGAAGAGAGAAUUGGUUUGUUAUAUUUUGUCAGCACUUGAACACAUUGAAAUAAAGGUAUUGAUCAUUUAGACCGUAGGGUCACUCUAUAUCAAA